UGUUGCUCGUUGUGUUCAGUGCGGGGGGACGGUUGUGUACUCUUGGGACGAAGCAGUCGACAUCAGCGUAAAUACUCAUAUUAUUACACUCAGCUGCACACGGGGGAGAUGAACGGUAAGUCAGCGAACGGCACGGCGGGAGGAAUGGCCUGUAUCGAGGGUCUACCCCCGCUGCCGAAGAGCCUGAGCGGCUUGCUGAACUCCAGCGGCGGCUCCUGGAGAGAAAUGGAGAGGAUGUAUGUAAAGAAAACCAUGAUCCAGGACGACCUGAGCAGAGGCAGGAACAACGCCGACAACCUCCUGGCAAACAAGCCGGCCAACCUCGACGCUGCUUUGGCUCUUCUACGGAAAGAGAUGGUGGGUUUGCGUCAGCAGGACAUGUCCCUGCUGUGCCAGCUUUGGUCGCUCCACGAGUCCAUCCAGGAGUACAAGGGCAGCUGCCAGGACCUGAGCGCAGCCUCCAGCCUCAGCAUGAUGGAGAACGGCUACUUUGACGAGGAUGACGAGUUUUACCCCGAGCCGGGCGCCACUCCCACCGGGGAACAGCCAGACGGGGAAGUUGGAGACGGGACGGCAGCAAUGGCAGGAGCCAAGAACGGGAGCGGCAAGGACGACAGCUGGGACUCCUUUCACGUCACCAUCUGAGGCCUCGUUCCCAACAUUUCCUCUGUACACAGAUGCAUAUUAUGAGGGUAAAAGACCGAGUUAAGCUGGAGGAAGAAAUGACUGGCUCCGUAUACUUUUUGGACCCUGAGAAGGGAGUGGUUGGUUAGAGAUAGCAGCUUAUGGUGUCUCGUUACUGUAAUCGACUAUACAUUUAAAUCUCCAGCUUAACUCCAACUCCUCCUCAGGUGAAACAUAUACCUGCUUGUGCUGCAGAAUGUUUUUUUUUCUUUUUUGCAGCGUAAUCAGGAGCUUCAUUAGACUGCGGGGGCGUUUUUUUGACAAAUGGCGUCCUUAACACCCUGUGAAACACUCAGGAGUUGAGAUGGAUUGUACUCAAAGACUCCAAGACUCUGUAUACUCAAAAUUUGGCAAUAUAUUAGUUCUUUUUAUUACCAGCUCUGCUGCUGCUUCUAUAUCCAGUGGUUUUGCUAGCCAGUCACCCCUUUUUGGCAGAACUUUUCUACAUAUUGAUGAACAAAGUUUUAUUAUUUAUUAUAUAAUAUAAAAAACAUGAUCUUUGCUUUCCUUUUUCUCUAUGGAAGUUUUGUACUGCAACUCUACCCAGGUACAAGGGUACAGCAUUUACGGGUUAGAAGUCCAAGGAAUUUGAAAGAAGGCGGGAUUUCUGAACUCUGCAGGACGAUCGACUUUUGUGGACGUGUUGACGGAGAUGAUGUGAGCAUUUCUUCUAAGCAUAAAUUGUGACUGUUUAGAGAGAAGUAGAAGAGAUAACCUCAAGAAAGGAGAAGUCGGUGAAGUGCUCACACCUGAAUCCAGUGUAAAAAUGUUUGAACGCAGAGAUCGACCACUUUUCCGCCUUUUUUCAAGAGAGCAGACAUUUGCUCUGAAAAUGUGAAAUGUUCAAAAAUGCUGGAGACAGUUUUCAGCUGUCUGCAUAGAAUUGAAACCUGGAAGUCCAGUGUACUCGGCUGCAGAUAGUCUACUUUAAUUAAGCUGACUGCGAUGGCGCAUCCCAGGCAACUUGGAUGUGUCACUGUUUCCUGACUUGUUGGUGUAAAAGGCCCUGAUAGCAUCCAUGUAAUGGUUUGAAACUAUAUAGUUUGUUUCAUGUUUUAGUAUUGCCUUUUAAUUACGAUGCAUCUACAGAGAAGUUCAAGGAUAAUUCUUCUUAAUUACAACUUGGAUCUUAUUAGAAUUGCUUUGGCCAUCACAUAUUGAUAAUAACAUAUACGUGCUUUUUGAAAUCUGGAAAUAUCGAUCUCAGCAAUAUUACCAUAUUAUAUUACCAUAUCCAAUAGAAAUGACAGCAGUUCCAAUAAGUGAGAAAUAUCCUUUGACGUAGUCGGGUAACAAGUGCUAACCAGCCAGCAUAAAUAGAAAACAGGAAAAAAACCUGGGUGAAAUGAGCUUUAUAAAGAGCUUAUUAUUCAGCCCAUUGCUGCAGCCAGCCAUUCACCAUAUUACCAGCUUUUAGACUUUUUAUUCUUAUAAGUGUUGCAAACAGUUGAGCAACAGUGAUCAGCUGUGAUCAACUCACACAAUUUGCACUUGCUAGUUUGAAUGUUCGUUUAAUUAUAAAGGUCACAUUGAGAGAAAAACAACAACAAUAAAACUGCAUACAUUUGAUCAGCUGAUGACGGUCAUUGAGUUUAAAAGGUUCAGUUCUAAAGAGGUCUAACUAAUUAGUUGAGUUCAUCUAAGCAGCGUGGCCUUCAGAUGUUGCUCAUUGUGAGAACACGCAGCUGUAGCUCUAAACCUGGUAGCAAUGAUGAAUUACACACAGGGUACUUUCUACUUUUUAUUUUUACAUGAAUCGAUCUCUUCCUAGCAACACAUACUCUGCUGCAUGAGGCGUUUAAACAGGCUAAAGGCCAGUCUGAACAUUAUGUAACACUGGUCAGGGGGAUGUAGUAUGUAUUAUGUCAGUGUUUCAAUAUACCUGCAUACCUUGCAAAAACACAUGGUUUUCAAAGUCUGAGACUGUGGGCCUCCCCUCAGACAAAGCUUUGAAAAAGGUGCCCCUUUCCUGGAUGCCUCUAGGAUCUUGAUUGUUAUUUGAGCCCAUAGACGCUCAACAAUUGAGCCAAGAUAGCCUCAUUUUGUUGUUUGAAAUAACUUCAGACUUCACCAAAUACAUAAAAAGGUCUGUCUGAAGCAUUUAUUAGUUUCUGACUCUAAAAUUCCCCCAAACUAUUGUAUCUCUGAAGUAUUUCAUUAAUCAAAUCACACACAUUUAGGGUAUUCUGUUUGAUCUCUUUUCGAUGACGAAUAUAUUUUUUCACUUCCAUUCACUGAGCCUCCCCUCAAAGUGUUUGGAGUCCCCCUUCGACCCCCAGGGAGGCCUGCCUCCCACUUUGAAAACCUCUGUUCUUCCAGGGGCUGUAGUUACGAGCUGUAGUAGGUGACCAGUUUUUAUUACUCGUCAAUACUCGUCACUAACAAGAUUGUAGCGUUUUUUAAUUCAGGAGAACUUGCCUUCAUUAUACGCCUGUGAACAAAAUCUGGAAAAAAACUUUCUCCUGUACGCCAGUGAAUAUCUGCUCAAUGUUUGAAGGGUGUUUUUUGGUUGAAACAUUCGACAAAAACUCUUCUUAAAGGCAGCCUUACUUCCAGCUCUAGGUUGUCUCCGUUGUCCUGCAACAGGCAAAGACGUUUGGAUGUGCAAUACUCUUAACUUAUACUACAUAUGCUUGGUCUUCUUUAAUAUCUAAACUUCAAAAACAACUUCAAAGGUCUCUGCUGAACUUGUAGCAUGUAAAUCCAUUACUCUAAACUACAGAUAACAUUCUGCCAACACCUGCCGUCACUUUGAGAAGGUGUAGACACUUCAAUUUCUUUCAGUAGCGUGUUGAUUAUUGUCUGUAUACACCGCGUGACGCCAUCUGUUUGUAGACUGCUCGGUGAAUUGCGUGCUUGUGAAACACGAACCAAAGAAAGAACAGCACUCAACGAACGAAAUGUGUUUGGUUUCAGGCGCCGAUCUAAACGGCGUCCUAACCAAUGUCUCUAGAAUGAUUACGUUUUUCGUAAAAGGUACAGCACCCGAUGAUAUCUGAUGUCUUGAAGAAUGUCUUUACAAGUCAAUGUGCAACUGAUCAACAGAGUUGGACAGUGACUGUAAGCAUAUUUGUUCUGUCCUUUGAGGACUGACGGUUCAUCGUUGCAUUGAUAACUACGCCUUUAGCACACUCAAAGAAACCAAUGUUUUACAAUGGAAAAAACAGUGUUUGAUUUCUUAUAGCGUUUUUUGUGAAAGUGAUGUCAAUGACUGACAAGUGAAAGUCUGUUUAUUAUAAAACACAUCUGCAAAAUGUUCUGAAGUCACAAGUAUAGGAACAGUAGCUAUACAAAACCAGUAAUUACAUGAGGUUGUACAGCAGUGUAACAUUAAAGGAAUAGUUUGACAUUUUGUUCGUUCUUGUUCAGCUGGUUAGCUUAACUCGAUUAGCAUAAAUACUUUUCGGGUGUUUAUGCAGGACAAGACGAAAUCGACAACACACGAAAGAAGUAGAGCUUUUUCCCCGAAAAUGUCAAAUUAUUCCUUUUUAAUCAUUUCUUUCCAAAAUGUGAGGUAAAAUGAAUACCUCAAGUGUUCUUGCUUCCCUUUCCCCUCAGUUCAAGUUCUGAUCAGUUGCAAGAGGUAUUUUACCUUUCACACCUCUCUCAAAAACAUAACACACCACUACAUUCUGUAAUCUCUGCAUAUCUGUAAUGUAUUUUUUAGCCUCUAAAUAGAACCAGAAAAUGACUUGGAGGCAUUGUAAAAAUAUGAUGGUAUUCGCUCCAUCGUCAAAUAUGUUGAAUGUUUGUUAUUUACACAUUGUUUUGAUGAGCCACAACUGAUUUGUCUGUACAGUAAACCUGAAUCUGAAUAUUUGUAUUUCCGUUAUAUGGCUGCAUCCAAUCAACCUGUCCCAAGCUUAAAGCACGUUCAAUUGAACCGUUUGCUAAUCGAUGCCGAUAAAAACACACCAGUAAAAACUUUUCAUUGGAUGUCUUCACAGUUAGUGCCUUUUGUAAAAACUGUCAGCUCGCAGAUCUAUGGCGUGCUGUUCAAAGAUGGGAGAAUUUGUUCAUAACCGUCGAUCAUUUGACUUGCUUGACAUCGCACUAGGUUUUUAAAGCUGCUACAAGUAGACUUUGAAAGCUGACGACUUUAGCAACCUCCUAAAUCCUUUAGUGGUUCAAUCAAUGCCCCAUGUAGCAACUACAAAACCAGAAGUGUCCCAGAAAGAUUGGUUCCAGAUUUGGAUAAAUCUAAAACGAUUUCUCCUCAUGGUUUUAUACUCAUUCAAAGACUCUUCAUUCUCUUGGUUUGAUGUCCUCCAGGAACAGCAUGCAUCAAACAUUAUCUAUAAAGACUCAUUUGAGACCAGCAUCGUCAGGUACAUCUACAAGUAGCAGCUUUGAAUUCCAAAACUUGUACCAGCCUUAACAUCAGUCAUAUCGUUUGCAAAAUAAGCAACAUGGUGCAUUCCUCACUUGUACAAACAUUCCAAGUGUUCCAGUGAUACGUUUGCACUUGUUUGAGGCUGUUCUGUGUGGAAACCUCCCCAAAACUAGCAACUACCUGCUCCUCUUUGAGUUGGUACAAUAGUGAUACUACUGUAACUGUAAGUCCAGCACAGUUAGAAGAUGGUGGAGCUUAAAAUCAAAACACCAGCAAAUUGUUCCCGAAAAAUCCUACAUUUCUUACUUAUACAAUCUAAAAAGAUUCCCCUUUUUUCAUGUGGUUAGUGGAAAUGUAAUGUGAUGAUAUCACCUCAGAGGAUACUUGGAAAAAGUUCCGUCUUGUGUUGUUCCCUCCUGGUCAGAAAAUAUCGAGAUAAAUACACAUAUGAGGGGAAAGAAAUAUGCUAAAACGUUUGAACAUAGUUAUACUUGUAAUGUGUAGUUUGGUGGGUUUUUUGUUCAUCCAUCACAUGAUAUUAUGCCUACAUACUUCCAGCGACAACAAUGGAUUUCAUGUAAAUCAGAAAUGUCAUGUUUUGGUGCACGUCUCUCCAAUUAAAGGGCUUUUCUUUCUGGACCCGCCACUUUGCACCACUGUUGAACAAUCACAUAGAGAAAUCUGUCAUUCAGAACAGCAGAGAGACCAAUUUUUCAGUUCAAGUGGCCUCAAUAGACCGGCUUGCAUUGCAACCACAAAAAUUUGAUGUGUUUUGACUUAAGUGAAGGGUAUCUCUGCUAUCACGGUCACGCCUCAGCAUUUGCACCCAUGCUUAAGUGGUUGUUAAAAAGCAUUCUGGCAUACGUGGGACAUAUUUGGAAGAGGGUGCACCAAAAAGGCAAAUGAUAACACUUGAUGAUAUUUAAUGAUGCGGUUCAGAGGAAAAACUUUCCAUAUAACAUGCUGUGAAAUGAACCCACAUUUCUGCUACCUAAAACUAUCUUUGCUCCCGAAAAACUGAAAAAAUGUAUAAACACAUAAAAUGUCAUUCUAAGACAAGGAUGUUGACCUGUGUUCAUACUUGGGUUUUGUCAGUUGAAUUUUAGCACAUUAAUCUGUCAUGAAAACAGCCAGUUAUUAGUGUUGACAUAUUGAAUAUAUGUUCAGAUUAUAAUCCACCUUUUCUCGUUACUGGCUUUAGCCGUUUAAUUGGUUUGAUAUCGAAAAAGUGAAAUGUCUUAACUUCAUAUUUAUUCUGUAUAUCAUUGAUCAUAAUCAUUCAUUAAAUCACAAUUAUAGUGGACAGAAGGUUUUAAUGUGUUUUGUGUUGCAUAGACAAAAUGAGAGUUUUCACAGAGAAGAUGUGAAGGCUGUCGUUACCGUCCACCAUUCCUCCUGUUAUUUAAUCCGUGAAUGACCAUACUACUGUUUGUUUGGACAAUAGUCUCCAUGAUCUCUUAUCAUAGUUACUAUACUGAUAUGAAUUUAAUAAAGUGAUUCCAUACAUUUCAGGUUUGGACUGAACUUUUUUCAUUCUUCUAUAUGAAGCACAGUUUGGAGAAUUGACCUUUGACGAAUCACCUCAUACAAACCAUAACUUAGGCUGGUGGGAAUGUUGUUUAUUAGUUUUGUAUUGGAUUUGGACACAUUUAGGUUUUGAGCUUAUG
This is a messenger RNA of Scomber japonicus (chub mackerel), 6684 nucleotides long. RefSeq names its product family with sequence similarity 89 member A (gene fam89a). The record is from RefSeq and is a predicted model, not a curated record. NCBI's taxonomy places the organism in Eukaryota, Metazoa, Chordata, Actinopteri, Scombriformes, Scombridae. The coding region runs from base 109 to 645 and encodes 178 amino acids. The transcript has 2 exons.